AUGACGAAAAUUAAUAACGGGCCGCUUUUCACGGCAUUAUUAGUGUUUGUGGCUUCAACCGGCAUCACUUUUGCCGACGAUGACAAAUGGGUAUGGGGCAGAUCAAACGACCAAUCAAGGGCUGACUCGAGGAUCGGGUCCUCGUCCGACGAGGUGAUCCGAAUAGCUAAACCUCUAUUGCGCAAUCAGCCCAACCCAAAGCCCAGUCCGUUAUUCCAACCCGCCAAUAACCCGAGGCUGGACACCAAACAUUACAGGGAUGACUCCAUACGAAACGGGCGCUAUGAAGUCAACGAGGGUUAUGUACCGGACAGGGAACCUUUGUUGCAGCAACCAAUCCAUAUAUCUGAGACCUUUAGCAGCAGGCCAUUCGACAGACCGCCGCCGCCAAAUAACCUACCGCAAAGACCUUUGACAAACUUCCAAGCACCUUUGAGACCACAGCGACCGAAUGCCCUCAUCGAUUCCGUGCACGCGCCGUCUAGGAAACCCGUGCCCGCAGCCACCGAACCUGCUGGUUCUGCAGUCGGCAUACUCACUGGACCGGUGCCGUCGUGGCAACGACCGGCGGUCCACAAAAACGGCGAUCCAACGAAUUUUGAAAAGUGCAAAUGCUCGUUUUCUUUCAACUGUAAAUCUCCCGGGAUCAAGUUCGGAAGCUGCGAUGAAGGAAAACAAUACUGUUGCUACAACGAUUUUGAUGGUGCGAAUUCAGGAAGCCAAGAAGUAGACAAAUAUGGAGGAGAUCGAAGCGAACCCAUACCUUCCGUGUUAGUUGGUCCCGGUGGAAGUCACAGGCCUGGUUUGAAACCUGGCAUAUAUGGACAAGUUUCUAACAAAAAUGAACAUAUUGACCGACAAGAAUUUACUGGUAACAGUUUUCCAAAUGAACCAUCAUUCAACAGACGACCAAAUGAGUAUGGAAAUAAUCCUUUUAUUAUUCCAAGACAAUUGUAG
Macrosiphum euphorbiae (potato aphid) is the source of this 957-nucleotide messenger RNA. NCBI's taxonomy places the organism in Eukaryota, Metazoa, Arthropoda, Insecta, Hemiptera, Aphididae. The record is from the annotation of a GenBank genome assembly.